This is a messenger RNA of Sporisorium graminicola, 642 nucleotides long. RefSeq lists its product as uncharacterized. The record is from RefSeq and is a predicted model, not a curated record. The transcript has a single exon. Gene Ontology annotation, cellular component: Swr1 complex. Lineage: Eukaryota; Fungi; Basidiomycota; Ustilaginomycetes; Ustilaginales; Ustilaginaceae. Gene Ontology annotation, biological process: chromatin remodeling. Gene Ontology annotation, molecular function: nucleosome binding. The coding region runs from base 1 to 642 and encodes 213 amino acids.
AUGUCAGCCUCCGUCUCGCUGCGCAAGCGCCGGUCCAUCGCAUCGCGGCCCAUCACCAAUCGGCCGCAGACCAUCACGGGACAGCAGAACAAGGCGCUCACCGAGGAGCAGGAACGCGAGCGUCAAGCUAAAGAACUGGAUGCGCGUCGUCGCCGUGCUCGUCGUCGGCUGGAUGAGCUGGAGCGGAUCAACUACCGCGAUGCCCCCACCGCCUCCUCGUCCGCUGCAGCCAGUGGUUCUUCUACACUCGACGCUUCGUCUCCUGGCGUUGUCGAGACGGGGACGACAGCAGACGCAGAGCCGGCAUCUUCCGGCACGACAUCAGCAGCGUCGGGAGUGAGUCUGGCACAGAGGCGCAGGAACCAAGCCGAGGUGAAACGGCUUCUCGUCAGCGGGCGGAGGAAUCUGCACUCGAUUGUCGAGGAGUUGGUCGACCAGGGACGGCUGCCGUUGCGAGGAGGCAAGACCGGAGCCAACUGGCGAAGUGCGCGAUCCACGCCGUCGUCGAAACCAGGCAGGAAGUACUGCAGCAUAUGCGGAUACCACGGCGAUUUGGCCUGCAUUCGAUGUGGUCACAGAUACUGCUCACGCAAGUGCAGAGACGUUCACGACGAAACCCGGUGCGAACGGCCUCUUCGCUGA